AGGUUAAAACUAACAAAAUUAUCUAAAAAAUUAAAGAGUUAGGCGUGCAGAUCUACGACAUUUCCGUAAACAUUUCCGCAUAUUCAGUUUCAUCGUCAACUUGGCGUGCUCUGACCUAUUGCUAUGUGUGGUUACCGCUCCAGUGACUCUGUAUACCAGUGCCAAUGUAUUCUGGCCAUUCGGGAAUAUAUCCUGUAAGGUGUUGAGCAUAUGUGGUCGAUCUUACCCGGAAAUCUGCGUUGAGAUGCAAGACACAUGGGAUCGAGCUUAUAUCUCUAAAACAACCUUUACUAUAACUGUACUGGCUAUCCAGCACUUUUGGAGGGAUAAGUAUGAUUGAAG
Molecule: messenger RNA, 342 nt
Organism: Strongylus vulgaris
Lineage: Eukaryota; Metazoa; Nematoda; Chromadorea; Rhabditida; Strongylidae
Source: the annotation of a GenBank genome assembly